AUGGCAGGCUCAGGGUCUAGCUGCGGAAGAAACAUUUCUUCGUCGAGGAGGAGACUAUCGCGCCGGCCGAUCCCCAAGCGAGGGCAAGUGAAGGUGGCGAUAGUGACGGGUCUCGCUCACUCCCUCGCUUCCAUUUUCUCCUUCGGCCGCCGGGUAGGAGUCGGAUCCGUCGCUGUUGGUUCUCCGUUGUCUUGA
This is a messenger RNA of Linum tenue, 195 nucleotides long. The record is from the annotation of a GenBank genome assembly. Lineage: Eukaryota; Viridiplantae; Streptophyta; Magnoliopsida; Malpighiales; Linaceae.